Molecule: messenger RNA, 261 nt
Organism: Cooperia oncophora
Lineage: Eukaryota; Metazoa; Nematoda; Chromadorea; Rhabditida; Trichostrongylidae
Source: the annotation of a GenBank genome assembly
AUGGCCUACGGUUGGAGAAGAGAAUGUUCUCGCACAUUAUGGCCUUUGGCCAUUAUUACGAAAAUUAAUACGUCACAAGAUGGAGCUCUUCGGUCUGUGCAAGUCAAAACGAUCGCUCAGUCAACCAGCUGGUUCCGUUGGAACUCCAUGUACUGGACGCUGCGACAGAUCCAACUCAGCAGAAAACGACAACUAGAACAUCUUCUACCUCCACCAAGGAUUCAGCCGCCGCGAGUAGCCAAAAGGACACAUUCACGAUGA